Molecule: messenger RNA, 1329 nt
Organism: Stylonychia lemnae
Lineage: Eukaryota; Ciliophora; Spirotrichea; Sporadotrichida; Oxytrichidae
Source: the annotation of a GenBank genome assembly
AUGAGUUAAAGCAUUACAUCAGAGGAUUAGCAAUAAACUUAAGGAAAAAACAAUGAUGAAAGUCCAUAAUAAAUUUUAGCAUUGGCAUUGAAUGGCCUUUAUUAAACUAAACACUUUGGAAAAAUGGUCCAGUUAAGUUUGUAGAUCGAGAAAGAAUAAUAUGAUAAGAGUAAAUGGAUGGAUAAGGAUGGAUUCAGGAAUGAACUUAAAUAAAAUAAUUUAAAUUUGGAAUAAGUUUGGAAAGAGACACCUCCUAUUUCAAGUGGAGUCAUCGAUCCUUAUGAAGAUGGGAAUGAACAGAUUGGAAAUAGAUUUAGGACUCGUAGAAUUAUUAAAGAAACAGAAGCUCAAUAGUUCUUGCUUAAAUUGAGAAACUUACAUAAAGGAAGUUAAUCUCCUUAAAACUAAAAAAAGGCUGUCAUUGAAAAAGUAUCAUUUCUAGAUGAAAAAGAAUCAGAGUCGUCAUUUUAACCUCAACUUAAUUCUAAUCCAAGUGUGUCAAAUUUAUCAGAUAUUGCGUAAAAAAAUAACAAAUAAUCAUCAGGCCAAUAAAAUCAUUUCAACUCGAGGAAGAAUUCAUUUUCAUAUUCAGCCAAAUCAUCUGUUGCUUCAACUGUCCAGCUCAUUUAAGUUAAUAAUAUGAUGAAAGAAAGGGAUUAAUAAAAUAACUAAAAGAAUGCUCAGAUAACAUCUAUAUUAAAACCUACUAUAAACGAUGAAUAUAAGUCAUCGAACCAGCAAAUGAAAAGCUAUAUUAAGUCUUUAGAAUAGCAUAUACCAUGUGGAAUCUAUACAUCUUCAUUGUACAAAGAUUAAUAACUUUCAAAAGAAAUCUAGCUUAAGACUUUUGGAAGAACAGCUUCAUAGUUAAAAAGACCUACCUCCGGUAUGAGCCAAAACUCUGUAUUUAAUAUUGUAAAAACUAGGAAUAAGGAAGAGUAAAUACAUUCAAAUUUUAUAAGAGUCAUAGAUGAUAACAAUAAACAGCUUUAGCUAUUGGAAUAUGAGCAGCUAUCUCCAAAGAAUAGACCUUCAACAUCUGUCAAGAGUCCUUAAAAUGCACUUCACGUUGAAUUCUAAUCACGUAAAGCUUCUCAUGAGUCAGAAAUUAAAAUAAAAAUAAAAAGACCUGUUACUGCACUUAAGAAUUUAAAAUAAGCAUAGAGCCAAAUAAAUCUCUAUAAUGCAAAUUUCAGACCUGAAUCAGCUAUUACUUCAUUGAGAACUAGACUGAGUAAUAACAAUUAUCUAUUAUCGGUAAGCUCUGGAAAGAAUAGCCAAUCUUAGCUUACAUUCAAAGAGGCUAUAAGUAAGCAUUUUGAUAAAUGA